AUGCUCAAGCAGCUCGAGGCCAUGGCUGUGGAGAGAGCCAAGGCUUCCCAGCCCGGCCCGUCCGAUGGCAUUGGACCUCAGCAAAAAGACUCCAAGGAGCUGUGGGAGCAGUUCAACUCGACCCCGCUGUUCAUGAACUCUCUGCCGGAGGAUGCAGAGCAAAACGAGACGCUGAUGGCGCUGCAGUCGCUCAUCUACGACGGAACACAGGAGGAAAUCGCCGAGAACUUCAAGAACCAAGGCAACGAGGCCUUCAAGGACGGGCCAAAACGGUACAAGGAUGCCAUUGGCUUCUACACCCAGGGAAUCGAUGCCAAGGCCAACGACGAUGCUCUGAACUCGGUGCUGUUCUCGAAUCGCGCGGCAGUCAACCUGGAGCUUGGAAACUACCGCCGGACCCUCAACGACUGUGCCAGUGCGCUCAAGUUCAACCCCGCAAACGUCAAGGCAUACUACCGCUCGGCCAAGGCCUGUCUUGCUUUGGACAAGUAUGAGGAGGCCCUGGACUGCUGCGAGCGCGGCCUGCUGCACGAUCCGCAGAACAAGGCCCUGGUCGCCGAGAAGGGCAAGGUCGUCAAGAAAAUGGCCGAGAGGGACGAGAAGCAGCGAAGGCAGCGCGAGCGAGAGGCACUGAAGAAGCAGCAGGAGGAGCGCAUCAAGGCCGCCAUCGAACUCCGGGGCAUCCGACUGAUCACCAAUGCACCCAAGAUCGACCCGGAUACCGAAGAAGUCACCAAAACCGCCCCGCACCCCCUUGCCGAUGAGCACCGGGUCCGGUUUGAUGCCGGCUCCGACCAGCUGGUCUGGCCUGUUCUGUUCCUCUAUCCCGAGUAUCACGACUCGGACCUGAUCACCCAGUUCUACGAGGACGACACCUUCGCCGCCCACCUCGCCGAGAUGUUUGCCGAGCCGCCGCAGUGGGAUGCCAAGCGAGAGUACAACCCGGACACCCUCGAGAUGUACUUUGAGACACGCAUGACCGAGGAGGAGAUCAAGCGAAACCCCAAGGAAGCGCACCCUCGCCUGCUCAAGAUCGGCAGGGAUAUGAAACUGAUCGAGGUGCUGAGCCACCCCGACUUUCGGGUGGUCGAUGGUGUGCCGACGUUCUUUGUGGUCGCUGGCGGCUCGGCCUUUGCCAAGGCAUUCCGCAAGAGCUACAAAAAGAAGACACCCAAGUAG
Molecule: messenger RNA, 1179 nt
Organism: Polychytrium aggregatum
Lineage: Eukaryota; Fungi; Chytridiomycota; Chytridiomycetes; Polychytriales
Exons: 5
Coding region: 1-1179 (392 amino acids)
Molecular function (GO): Hsp90 protein binding
Source: RefSeq, a predicted model, not a curated record